This is a messenger RNA of Scleropages formosus (Asian bonytongue), 3483 nucleotides long. It is a transcript of the gene mgat5b, whose product is annotated as alpha-1,6-mannosylglycoprotein 6-beta-N-acetylglucosaminyltransferase B. Lineage: Eukaryota; Metazoa; Chordata; Actinopteri; Osteoglossiformes; Osteoglossidae. The transcript is spliced from 19 exons. Gene Ontology annotation, molecular function: alpha-1,6-mannosylglycoprotein 6-beta-N-acetylglucosaminyltransferase activity. Gene Ontology annotation, cellular component: Golgi apparatus. Bases 243 to 2627 code for a protein of 794 amino acids. The record is from RefSeq and is a predicted model, not a curated record. Gene Ontology annotation, biological process: protein N-linked glycosylation.
GCGAGCCCGAGCCGUCUCUCCAGAACGCGCACCGCACGGGGACGCACACGCCUCUACUCCCAGACGGACGCAUGGAUGCGCCGCUCGUUCGGUUCGGUCCCUCCAGGUGCGAGCGCUGGGCAUCGGCGCCGCGCGCGUAACACGAGCCACCGGCGGGAGAGCGCGAGGAGCACCUCUUUGUCACUUAUCAGUCUGAUGUCCACCAUGUCGGGGUUCCGCGCUUCCAUCGCGUCUUCUGGAAAAUGAUAGAGCUGAACACUGACGGUAAAAUAAUGGUGAGAAGAUGCCUUGUGACGUUCAAACCGUUCAGGAUUUUUGUGGUGGGGAUCGGCUUCUUCAGCCUGUGCUUUCUAAUGACCUCCCUAGGGGGGCAGUUCUCAGCCAAGCGACUGGGGGACUCGCCCUUCACCAUCAGGACUGAAGUGUUGGGGGGUCUGGAGUCCCGUGGGGUCCUCCGCAAGAUUAGCGACAUGCUGGAGGUCAUCAUGAAGAGGGUCGAUGCCCUAGCCAAGCUGGGCAACAACAGUGACUCCCGCAGGCUCGAUGAACUAAGCUCUGCCAUCAACAGGUUCCAGCCGGUGGGACUCUUCGAACGCAUUCAGGCCAUCGCCCAGAACGUGUCCAACAUGGCUGUGCGUAUGGAGCAGAUUCUGCAGCACAGCAUGGCCGUAGGCAGAGUGGUCCGAGAUGGAACCAGCAGCCAGUGUGAAGUGCCCAAGGACCCUCGGUACCCAGACUGCUCCAGCAAAGUGGACUGGAUGCGGGCUCGGUGGACCUCAGAUCCCUGCUAUGCUUUUUAUGGUGUGGACGGCUCGGACUGCUCAUUCCUUGUCUACCUGAGUGAGGUGGAGUGGUUCUGCCCCCCACUGGCCUGGAGGAACCACACCAGGCCCCAGCCACCUAAGGUACCAGGCAAGAGACAGGCGGCUUUCCGCACGGACAUCAGCACCCUGCUGGAGCAGGUGGGCACUGGCAAGGAGUCACUGAGCUUCAUGAAGAGGCGCAUCCGCAGACUGGCUGCACAGUGGGGUACUGCAGCCCACCGGCUGGACGGCAAGCUGCGCGGGCGUUGGAGGGACCAGAAGAGGAUCCUGGUGCACGUGGGCUUCCUGACUGAGGAGUCCGGGGAUGUGUUCAGUCCCAAGGUCCUCAAAGGUGGACCACUGGGGGAGAUGGUGCAGUGGGCUGACAUCCUGAGCGCCCUCCACGUCCUCGGCCACAACCUCAAGAUCUCUGUUUCUGUGAAGGAGCUGCAGGGGUUCCUUGGGGUGCCCCCUGGAAGAGGAAGUUGUCCCCUCACGGGCCCUUUGCCCUUUGACCUCAUUUACACAGAUUACCACGGUCUACAGCAGAUGAAGCAGCACAUGGGCCUGUCGCUGAAGAAGUACAAAUGUCACAUCCGAGUGAUUGACACCUUUGGCACUGAACCCGCUUAUAACCACGAGGAAUAUGCCACUCUGCACGGCUACAGGACCAACUGGGGCUACUGGAAUCUCAACUCCAGGCAGUUUAUGACCAUGUUCCCUCACACCCCGGACAACUCCUUCAUGGGCUUUGUCUCAGAGGAGCUGAAUGAGACAGAGAAGCUGAACAUCCAGAGGAACAAAGUUGAUGACAUGGCUGUUGUGUAUGGCAAGGAGGCGAGCAUGUGGAAGCUCCAGGGCAAAGAGAAGUUCCUGCAGAUUCUGCACCGAUACAUGGAGAUCCAUGGUACAGUGUACUAUGAGACGCAGCGACCCCCAGAAGUGCCUGCCUUUGUCAAGAACCAUGGGCUGCUUCCCCAGCAGGAGCUGCAACAGCUGCUACGCAAGGCCAAGCUCUUCAUUGGAUUUGGUUUCCCCUACGAAGGCCCCGCUCCCUUGGAAGCUAUAGCCAAUGGAUGCAUCUUCCUCCAGCCCAAAUUCAACCCCCCGCACAGUUCGCUUAAUCACGAGUUCUUCAGAGGAAAACCCACAUCCAGAGAGGUGUCAUCCCAGCACCCCUACGCUGAACAGUACAUCGGCCGGCCCCAUGUUAUGACUGUGGACUACAACAACUCCCAAGAGUUUGACUCAGCCAUUAGAGAAAUAAUGAGGACCAAGGUUGAACCCUACCUGCCCUAUGAAUACACCUGUGAGGGAAUGCUGGAGCGAGUUCAUGCCUACAUACAGCACCAGGAUUUCUGUGCACCUGAUAUUCCACUCCCUCUGGCAAACUCCUCUAAAACAAGGUCAGGGAGCCCAUCAGGGCCUUUCAUUGCCCUACCUAAUUCCACCGGCCUAGGCUGGUCCUCCAGUGUCAGUGCCCCACCAUCCUGGCCACCCCUGAGUGCCCUGCAACUGUUCAUCUCCAAGGAGGCCCAGUCAUGUGUAGAGGCAUGCCACCAUGAAGGGCUGGUUUGCGAACCUACUUUCUUUCGCUUCAUCAACACCAAGGAGGCCCUCAGUCGGUCGGAGGUGCAGUGUGAGGGGGUGGAGACCGAGAUGAACCACAUCUUCCCUGCUUUCUCCGUGGUACGCAAGGAAUGUGGUCUGCAGAAGGAAGCGCUGCUGUUUAGCUGUGCUGGGUUGAGUGCCAAGUACCGGCGCCUCUGCCCCUGCCGCGAUUUUCGCAAGGGUCAGGUGGCAUUGUGCAAGGACUGCUUGUGACAUACCACAGAUCCCAUGUCUACCCCCUCCCUCCCAAAUUGGAGUCCUUGUCCAAUCAGCUGCAGAGUUCAGACCUACCAGGUUGACGGCCAGCUCCGCGGUAAUGUGUCGUCAACUGGAAGGCAGCAAGUAUGGUGCCUCAGUACCACUCCUAAAGUCGCAUAAGAGGAUUUCCCAUCUUAAUUCCGUUCGACAUUCCACCCAGUUGACAGAGGGGAGGCAUUCCAACAGAAUUUGAAAAGAAAAUGAUGAUGAUGGCUGUAAUUUUUAGAUGUGGUCCCCUGUUGAUCGUCAAAAUCCUCCCUGAGCUACCAUAAAGAGGCACUCCAAUAAUUCCUGGCUUGGUCCUCAGCACUGUAGAAUCCUUCCAAGGACCCCAUGCUGCAAGGACUAUGCAGGAUUGAUGAACGUUUGAUGCCAAACCCGGUAAAAUGAAAUAAUAAUCUAAAAGUGUCAGUUGACAGAACUGAGCAGAAACUUCCUGCUCUAGUACAUUCAGCAGUUGAUUUGACGGAUUCCUCUCAUCAGCAGCUGCUCGCUGGGUCAUUUGUUGCCAGGUGGAAGUUCUCCAGUUCUGAGCACAAAGUAAUGAAGAUCCUCGUGCUGAAACAUCCUGACAAUGUGCUGUUGAAACACUCUUCAGCCGUUGAGUGAGUACACUGUGAAUUGUGGGAGGACAACUCAUUGUGGCACAGGACCAGCGCAUGAAAUCAGCUCCACGUUGGAUCUGGGCAGUUGGACUCCACGGGGGCCCUUCCUUCUCCCGGCAUAAACGACAGCGUGUGUUAGAAUGCCCUGGGUGAUGACUGUGCUGCACUCACAUCCGUACUGAACUGUGAAAGAGAAUAUUUUUGAA